AUGAUUCCGUUCGCGGUGAAUCUUUCACUGCUACGUUCUGCACCCCUUUAUGCUUUGACAUCAGCUGUUCUGCCUACAGAACAGUGGCGUCCUGCUGGAAGAGACAGAAAAGCGCACAUCCGUGGUAUGAUGGUGCUUUUAUUAAUUGUCGCGGGCCUCGGAGUGGUGUCGCUACUGGUGAUUUUAUUUGCACCACACAUAAGAAAGUAUGCAGCAGGAGGAGUAUGCAGUUCCACAACAAGUCUGGAAGGGAAGACAGUCCUCAUCACUGGGGCCAACACAGGGAUUGGGAAGGAGACGGCCCUGGACCUGGCAGUGCGAGGGGCGCGGGUGAUCAUGGCGUGCAGAGACGUGGACAAAGGCGAGGAGGCGGCGGCGAGUAUACGAGCCGCGUAUCCUCAAGCACAAGUGGAGGUCAGAGAGCUCGACUUGGCGGACACCUGCUCGAUACGAGCCUUCGCACAGCAGUUCCUGAGAGAGGUCAACCAUCUUCAUAUCCUCAUCAACAACGCCGGGGUGAUGAUGUGCCCCUACACAAAAACCAUUGACGGCUUUGAAAUGCACAUGGGAGUCAAUCACUUAGGGCACUUCCUGUUGACGUCGCUCCUCAUCGGGCUGCUGAAGCGCAGUGCGCCGGCCCGGAUCGUGGUGGUCUCAUCUCUGGCUCACAACUUCGGCUGGAUCCGUUUCCAUGACCUUCACAGCCAGGGGAGCUACAACAGCGGAUUAGCGUACUGCCAGAGCAAACUGGCAAAUGUGCUCUUUGCCAGAGAGUUGGCACGAAGACUCCAAGGUACCAAUGUGACAGUGAACUCAGUCCACCCGGGGACGGUGAACUCUGACCUGACCAGACACUCGACUCUCAUGACGAUAUUUUUCACAGUCUUCGCCAUGUUCCUAAAAACCCCACGGGAAGGAGCACAGACCAGCAUCUACUGUGCUGUGGCAGACGAGCUGCACUCAAUCUCUGGGAAACACUUCAGUGACUGCGCCCCGGCCUUUGUAGCCCCUCAGGGAAGAAGUGAGGAGACAGCGAGGAGACUGUGGGACGUCAGCUGUGAGCUUCUUGGCAUCGAGUGGGACUGAUUCAACUUUUAACCACAAUCUAUUUCAGUUCUCAAAGGAGACCUUAUUCUUUCUUUCUUUCAUCAUUCAUUUCAUUAUGGUUUUGAUGUUCCGUAACUUUGAGCGUUUCUUACCUAAUAAGCAGUCAGGUAAUACUGUGAGAGGUACUAUAAUGUGAAGUUGCUUUUUUGUGUAAUAAUGCAGUAAUUACAUUUUAAUAACUUGAGUAAUUUGGUGCUCCACAACAGCUCCUCAAACCAAAACCACUCAACUGUAUUAUCAUGUAACCACAAAUAACUUUUUGACUCUAUAUUUUUGUGACACAAUGUGAAUACAGUGUAGGCAAAAAAGCAACUUGAUGUAUUGUAAUGCUGUAGGAUACUGUGAAGGGUCAAGUCAGGGUAAAUGACCAGCAUCUUUAUCAAAUAUUGUGUUUUGUUUUUUUAAUUUCUCCAGAAUUUGCAGCUAAAUUGCUUGACUUUUGUGCCAGCGUUUCUAAACAAAUGCAGGGGU
Messenger RNA from Centropristis striata (black sea bass), 1578 nucleotides. RefSeq names its product retinol dehydrogenase 12 (gene rdh12). The record is from RefSeq and is a predicted model, not a curated record. NCBI's taxonomy places the organism in Eukaryota, Metazoa, Chordata, Actinopteri, Perciformes, Serranidae.